Messenger RNA from Drosophila busckii, 884 nucleotides. It is a transcript of the gene RFeSP, whose product is annotated as cytochrome b-c1 complex subunit Rieske, mitochondrial. The transcript is spliced from 3 exons. Bases 105 to 791 code for a protein of 228 amino acids. Lineage: Eukaryota; Metazoa; Arthropoda; Insecta; Diptera; Drosophilidae. Gene Ontology annotation, molecular function: 2 iron, 2 sulfur cluster binding; quinol-cytochrome-c reductase activity. Gene Ontology annotation, cellular component: membrane. The record is from RefSeq and is a predicted model, not a curated record. Gene Ontology annotation, biological process: mitochondrial electron transport, ubiquinol to cytochrome c.
AAUCGAUAGCCCUUGCGACCUGACUCCUACAUCUGACGACAAAUUUUUCGUCGAAAUUUUUCGACAUAAAAACAAAUAGAAAAGUUUGAAAUCUAAAACACAAAAUGAUGAAAGCCGUGUCGUGCGUGCGUGCCAGCUCACAGGCGCUGUCCGCUGGACUUCGGGCAAGCGGGAUCGCUGUCAAUACAAUUGCAACGCGCCAGGCCCACACCGAUCUGCAAGUGCCAGACUUCUCGCCCUAUCGUCGUGACUCUGUCAAGGAUAGCCGUCGUCGCAACGAGAGCGCAGAGGAGCGCAAGGCGUUCUCAUACAUGCUGGUGGGAGCCGGCGCUGUUGGCGGUGCUUAUGCGGCGAAGGGCUUGAUUAACACGUUCAUCGGCUCAAUGAGCGCAACAGCCGAUGUCCUGGCCAUGGCCAAGAUUGAAAUCAAGCUUGCUGACAUAGCCGAGGGCAAGUCAGUGACAUUCAAGUGGCGCGGCAAGCCCUUGUUCAUCCGCCAUCGUACACCAGCUGAGAUUGAUACAGAAAGGAAUGUGCCUACCUCUACGCUGCGUGAUCCAGAGACGGACGAUCAACGCGUCAUCAAGCCCGAAUGGCUGGUGGUCAUUGGCGUCUGCACACAUUUGGGUUGUGUGCCAAUUGCGAAUGCUGGCGACUUUGGUGGUUACUAUUGUCCUUGCCAUGGCUCUCACUACGAUUCAUCGGGACGCAUACGCAAGGGCCCGGCGCCAUUGAACCUGGAGGUGCCCACCCAUGAGUUCCCCGAUGAGGGCACUCUGGUUGUUGGUUAAGCCGUAUUGUUUACGUUUAAGCGAAAACCCCGCAACAGCAAAUAGUGAAUGGAAUGAUGCUAAUAAAUAUAAAUAAACAAGUGAGCAAGCCAA